Molecule: messenger RNA, 912 nt
Organism: Verticillium alfalfae VaMs.102
Lineage: Eukaryota; Fungi; Ascomycota; Sordariomycetes; Glomerellales; Plectosphaerellaceae
Exons: 2
Coding region: 1-912 (303 amino acids)
Source: RefSeq, a predicted model, not a curated record
AUGGCCAGCACGCGCCUCGCAAUAGCGACAGCUCACAGGUGCUGCAGGCUGUGUCGGUCACCCUCGCAGCAGCAGCUCCGCGCCAUCACACAUCUUAGCACUGCCCGCUCUCCCACGACAGCUUCGGCUUCAGCUCCAGGCUCGGCACCUGCGACGCCGCAGCUUCACCAGCUCGCGAGCACACCACAUAUGAGACGCGAAACUGACCUGCCCAAUCGCUACUUUGACCCAUCAAAUGGCGUUCCCGGCGAAGGCCCCCCAGAUCCGCAAGGCAAACCGCCAGACGAGAACCGAGUGAAUCUCGGCCGCACCCUCCGCAUCCUCCAAGACCGCCUCCCGACCCUCCUCCAAUACCCCCUCGACCAAGACAUCCUCGCCCCCAAUAUCUCCCUCCACCUCUUCCCCUCGACGCACCCGCACCUCCCCGUCGUCUCGGGUCGCGUGGCCUACACCGCCGCCCUCUGGACCUCCCCGAUCGCCUGGAACCGCAUCCCCGUCAUCGGCAACGUUCGUCUCGAGGUCCACACGGCGCGCAUGACGCGCCAGCCCAUCCCCGGCGCCGCGCCCCCGCGCCCCGGCGGCCGCGACGAGCAGCUCGUCGUGCGCUGGUCGACGUGUGCCGCGCCGGGGCGCGAGGGCGAGGGCCCGCGCGCGCUCGAGGUCGGCAAGGGCGAGAAGAAGGAGCAGCACUUUUCCGGGCUCUUCAUCUUCCAGUUUGACCAGAAGGGCAGGAUCCUCAGCCACACCAUCGAGACGGUGCAGGGCGGCGGCGACUGGGAGAGGGGGGUCGGGGCCAAGGUCGUCGGGCUGACGGAUUGGCUGCUCGGCGGGCUCGGGAGGGGGGAGCCGUGCCCGGCCUUUCAAGCCACGUCUCCGGCGAGGGACGACGGGGGUCGAGGUGGCAGAGAUUGA